Molecule: messenger RNA, 597 nt
Organism: Scylla paramamosain (green mud crab)
Lineage: Eukaryota; Metazoa; Arthropoda; Malacostraca; Decapoda; Portunidae
Exons: 4
Coding region: 1-597 (198 amino acids)
Source: RefSeq, a predicted model, not a curated record
AUGGACCGAGUGGAGGACCCGCCUGGUGUGUUCCCGUUCAGCCCUCUGGCAGCCUCGCUCUCUCGUGAAGUGAGCCGCGGGGUGUCCCUCAGGUAUUGCUCUGCUGGUUCUAGUCUAGUAGGAGAUGCUGUGACUUUCAAGAGUGUCUUCGUGACGGCUGAUCGAGGAUUCUUUAUCGUCCAACCCGUAGUGCCCCACCAUGACCCUCCACCGCCACUACCAUCGCCGCCACUGCCCGUCGCCACCAUCACCACCUCCGCCCCGUUCCCCUCAGCCUCCUUCGCGCCCUCUAAGCCAGACACAUGGAUCGAGAGGCCCAUAAGUAAAGGCGAUAUCUCCCACCCUCCCACCCCUGACACUACACUAACGAAGCAUGCAGUGAAGGUUGAAAUCAGGCUUCCUCUUCACUCACCACCACCUCUCCCACUCCCCCGUCACUCUCACAGCUUACACGAGGCAGCAUCAUCACCACUUAGACGCUCUUUUAUCUCUCCCCUACCUCCUCCACGUGCCCGAGUUCCCUACACUCUCAGAGCCCUUGAUAUGCCCUCCUUGUGUCCCCCUAUCACCCCCUAUCACCCUCCCAUCGCCCCCUGA